GUUUCAGCAUGGCCGUUGUAAAUAAUCCGCGUGAAAUCACUACCAUACUUGAUUGUAUCGACUCUAUGGUAGAUGUCCUGCAAUACCUACAUGAAUCGCGCAGAAGACGCAGGACUUACGUUCGCCCCGAGCAUGUCCCGUUCCUCGAGACGAGAUUCCGUGAUUUCGACGAGUAUCUUUCGUCUCAGACCCCGGAAUCAUUUUUAGAGUACACAAGGUUGUACCCAGGAGAGUUUGAGGUACUCUUUGAUCACCUCGGUGGACGCCUCCAUCACGCCUCCACGCAUGUGGCACCGAUUGGAGCCAGGCAACGAUUGUGUAUUUUUCUCAGAUAUGUUGGCAACGGCUUCAAUUUCACAAACCUCUCAGAAGAGUUCAGUUGUGGGAAAGCUACUGUAUCAGCAAUUGUCUCAGAAGUGAUGGAGGCCAUCAUUGAGAGCGAGACUCAUACUGCUUUUCCUCCUCUGACCAGGCAGUAUUUGGAGAAAGCUGCAGCGAAAACUGAAGAGCUUUAUGAUUAUCCGCGUGCUGUUGGGUUCUUAGAUGGAAGACAUGUGGCUAUAAAGAAACCAAACGGAUGUGCAGAUGAUUAUUUGAACUACAAGAAUCUCCAAUCAAUAGUUUUGCUGGCAAUCUGUGAUGCAGAAUAUCGUUUCCUUCUUUUUGACGUUGGGAUCCCAGGCUCUCGCGGAGAUACCAGCGCAUUUAAAAACUCUAGCAUUUAUACAUUUCUCAGCGAAUGUGAUGAUCUCUUCCCCGAAACUACGGACCUCGGCGGUGUUGGCCCAGUUCAGUAUCAUAUUCUUUCUGAUGAUGGAAUGGGCGACGGUUCACGUUAUAUUGAACCAUUUUCGGGUCGUGCUGCGAACACUGGCAGCAAACAACGGUUCAACAAAAAACAUUUGAGUGCCCGGGCAACGAUGACCAAAGCCGUGGAAAUGUUACAACGACGGUUCUCCGUGCUUCAGAAACCGCUACAGCUAGAACCGAACCGUGGAGGAAAACUGGUGACAGCCUUAUUGAUUCUGCACAAUCUCGUCGCGUGGGAACAGAACGUUGCUGAAUAUGUAGAGAGAUACCCACCGAUAGCGGACGCUUUGGCACCUCUGCAACCAACCCAAAAGAAACUCAGUGAGGAAGCCGCUGCGGCUAGAGACCGGAUUGUUAAGCAUUAUGACAACCUUUACGGGGUGCUUGUGUAGACAUUUGCAUAGGUUCAGUUUUAUAAUGUUGAUGUUUAUGACGGGUGAUCGUUUUAUGCUUUUACGUGUAUCUUAAAACUGCUCUUCUACAAGUUGUGACUCAUAUGUUUGUGAAGAUUUGUUUGACUUCGUCUAAUGUGACAUAGUUGUUAAUCUCUACUGAGUAAAUCGGU
Cylicocyclus nassatus is the source of this 1375-nucleotide messenger RNA. The record is from the annotation of a GenBank genome assembly. NCBI's taxonomy places the organism in Eukaryota, Metazoa, Nematoda, Chromadorea, Rhabditida, Strongylidae.